Molecule: messenger RNA, 2703 nt
Organism: Microthlaspi erraticum
Lineage: Eukaryota; Viridiplantae; Streptophyta; Magnoliopsida; Brassicales; Brassicaceae
Source: the annotation of a GenBank genome assembly
AUGUUCUUCUGGAUUGAUUUGGUUUUGUUAAGUGGCUUCUGGGUGUUUGGUCUCUCCAACCCAGACGGUUUCUUAAGCUUGUCAUGUGGUGGCUCAAGUUACAAAGCUGCUUACAACAUCUCCUGGGUUUCAGACAAUGAUUAUAUCAAAACAGGUAACACUACCACGGUUACUUUCAUGGAGGGAACUUCAACUUCCAGUGUUCCCAUCAGAUUCUUCCCAGAUUCUCGAGGUCGCCAAUGCUAUAAGCUACCUAUGAGGAAGAAGGACUUGUCCUCUGUUCUGAUUCGAGCCAAAUUUGUUUAUAGAAACUAUGAUAGCCAGAAUAGUCCUCCAGCAUUUAAUGUCUCUUUAGGAAGGAGAAUCACUAGUAUUGUUGAUCUCAAAACCAAUGAUCCUUGGAUUGAAGAGUUGGUUUGGCCGGUCAACGAGGAUUCUCUUUUGCUUUGCUUGAUCGCGGUUAAAGGGAGAGGCAUUCCGGUUAUCUCUUCUCUAGAAGUAAGGCCUCUUCCUUCAGGUGCUUACAGAAACAGCAUUGAGGGUUCUCCAAACAUAAUUCUCAGGAGAAGUUACCGUAUCAACAGCGGAUACACAAAUGGGACUAUCCAGUACCCUUCAGAUCCAUAUGAUCGAAUAUGGGAACCGGAUCAAAGUUUUGCACCGUUUCACGCCUCUUCUAGCUUCAAUAGACCCACAAGAUUGUCUUCCUUCAACAACAUUACUGAGAAUCCGCCAGCUUCUGUUCUUCAGAGUGCAAGAGUUCUUGCUCGCAAAGACAGACUCUCAUAUACACUUCCUCUAGAUACACUAGGGGACUACUACAUUAUCCUCUACUUCGCUGGGAUACUCUCACUCUCUCCUUCUUUUAGUGUGACGAUCAAUGAUGAAGUCAAACAAUCUGAUUACACCGUGAACAGCUCAGAAGCUAGUACUUUGUACUUCACCCAGCAAAGAAUCAGUAAGUUAAACAUCACCUUCGGAAAAAUCAAGUUCAAUCCUCAGGUAAACGCUCUUGAGGUGUAUGAAAUCCUCCAAAUCCCUCCAGAAGCUUCUUCAACAACAGUUUCGGCACUUAAAGUCAUAGAGCAAUUUACUGGACAAGACCUUGGAUGGCAAGACGACCCAUGCACACCGAUUCCUUGGAACCACAUUGAAUGUGAAGGAAGCCACGUUACAUCAUUGUUUCUCUCACAAAUCAACUUGAGGUCCAUUAGUCCAACAUUUGGAGACUUGCUUGAUCUCAAGACACUCGACUUGCAUAAUACAUCACUUACUGGAGCAAUACAGAAUUUAGGCAGCCUUCAGCAGCUACAGCAACUGAAUCUGAGCUUCAACCAAUUAAAGUCUUUUGGCUCCGAACUAGAAGAUCUGGUUAACCUUGAAGUUCUGGAUCUGCAAAACAACAGCUUACAAGGAUCAGUUCCUGAAAGUUUAGGAAACCUGAAGAAACUUCGUCUCCUGAAUCUGGAAAACAAUAACUUAGUAGGCCCCUUGCCACAGUCUCUUAACAGAACGGGUCUUGAAGUCAGGACAACGGGAAAUCCAUGCCUUUCGUUUACUUCAUUAUCGUGCAACAAUGUGUCUUCAACAAUUGACACACCACAAGUCACUAUCCCUAUCAAUAAGAAGCACAAGAAGCAGAACCAUAUAGCGAUCUUGCUUGGAGUCUCUGGUGGAGCCUUGUUUGCCACUAUGCUCAUUUUUGGUUUCACGUCGGUCUACACGAGGAGACAACGAAACAAAGAGAGAGAUAUAACCAGAACACAGCUGAAGAUGCAGAACUGGAACACUUCAAGAAUCUUCUCUUACAAAGAGAUCAAGUCAGCUACAAGGAAUUUCAGGGAGGUGAUUGGCCGUGGAAGUUUUGGUUCUGUAUACCAUGGGAAACUCCCAAGUGGAAAACAAGUUGCGGUCAAAGUGCGAUUUGAUAGAACUCAACUUGGAGCUGACUCUUUCAUCAAUGAGGUGCACCUUUUGUCUCGGAUCCGCCACCAAAAUCUAGUUUCCUUCGAGGGCUUCUGCUACGAACCUAAACGGCAAAUCCUGGUUUAUGAGUAUCUUUCUGGUGGAUCAUUAGCUGAUCACCUCUACGGUCCAAGUAGCAAAAGUCUUCCACUGAACUGGGUUUCAAGACUAAAAGUUGCAGUUGAUGCUGCAAAAGGAUUGGACUACCUGCACAAUGGAAGUGAGCCGAGGAUUAUACAUCGUGAUGUGAAGUGCAGUAACAUACUUCUGGACAAGGACAUGAACGCGAAAGUUUCCGACUUUGGCCUGUCGAAACAGUUUACAAAAGCAGAUGCAUCUCAUGUUACAACUGGUGUUAAAGGCACCGCAGGCUACCUUGACCCUGAAUAUUACUCCACACUGCAGCUUACAGAGAAAAGUGAUGUCUAUAGCUUUGGUGUGGUUCUGCUGGAGCUCAUCUGUGGAAGAGAACCCUUAAGUCACUUAGGAUCACCAGAUUCUUUUAACUUGGUCUUAUGGGCUAGGCCAAACUUACAAGCAGGAGCAUUUGAGAUUGUGGAUGAGAUCUUGAAAGAUACAUUUGAUCCAGAGAGCAUGAGAAAAGCUGCUUCAAUUGCUAUAAGAUGUGUGGAGAGAGAUGCAUCUGGUAGACCGUCUAUUGCAGAAGUUUUGACUCAGCUGAAAGAAGCUUACAGUCUUCAACUCUCAUAUCUAGCUGCUUCAGCACAUACAGACUGA